Sorex fumeus (smoky shrew) is the source of this 592-nucleotide messenger RNA. RefSeq names its product cilia and flagella associated protein 107 (gene CFAP107). The transcript is spliced from 4 exons. The coding region runs from base 2 to 592 and encodes 196 amino acids. NCBI's taxonomy places the organism in Eukaryota, Metazoa, Chordata, Mammalia, Eulipotyphla, Soricidae. The record is from RefSeq and is a predicted model, not a curated record.
CAUGCAAUUUGUGACUGCAGGGAGCCCACAGUCUUUCUCUACUCCAAGCUGGAAGGUUGAGACCCAGUAUUCCACCAGAGUACUCACUGGAAACUGGAUGGAAGAGCGGAAGAAGUUCCACAAGACUGCUGAGAAAACCCCCCAGUGCAUGUACAGAAGCGAGUUCAUCCAUUUCCCAGGCCACAGGCCUGAUCAGGUCUCCAGGUGGUACGCGAAGAGAAAAAAUGAGGGGCUCCCCUACAAGCACGUGAUGGAGCAGCGCCAGGAACCACCCCACGGGCACCUCAUCAGCUCCUACGACGACCACUACAACCGGCACAACUACAACCCAGGGCAGCCCCUGUGCCGCGUCUGGAACCGACACACGAACACGUGGGUCCCCGAGAGGAGUGACCGGCCCCUUCUCGCACCGCCUACCAACUACGGGCUCUAUGAGCGGCUACGGCAGGGUUGGCUGGCGCCCGAGGAGCACCCACGGAGGAGUGUCUACUCUGAGUCCUACCCGGCCCCUCCGCGGAGCGCCUUGUCCUGGCGCCAGCACGCUGUCCCCCUCCUGUUCCCUCGCUUCAAGCCCAUCCCACACGUGGUUUGA